This is a messenger RNA of Pelodiscus sinensis (Chinese soft-shelled turtle), 9531 nucleotides long. RefSeq names its product unc-79 subunit of NALCN channel complex (gene UNC79). The record is from RefSeq and is a predicted model, not a curated record. Gene Ontology annotation, molecular function: protein binding. Lineage: Eukaryota; Metazoa; Chordata; Testudines; Trionychidae.
GUAAGGCUCCAAGACAAAAUUGGGUGUUUAAAUGCACAUGCACUGCCAACAUGCUUUGCCCUUUCUUGAGAGGAAGUAGCUGUAGAGAUGAAGGAGGCUCUUUAAAAUACAGCUUGACUAAUAUCUUUGGCAUUGGUUUUCCUAUUCCAGUUAUGGACAUCUGACUGCGUAGCAUGGCACCUGCAAUGAACUGUAAAUCCAUCUUUGCUUCCAAGAUCCGCUACCUACAGGAAUACCAUAACCGCGUUCUUCACAAUAUUUAUCCUGUGCCCUCUGGAACUGACAUUGCAAACACUCUGAAAUACUUUUCUCAGACUUUGUUGAGCAUUUUGUCCCGCACAGGGAAGAAGGAGAAUCAAGAUGCCUCCAAUUUGACAGUGCCCAUGACCAUGUGUCUUUUUCCUGUGCCAUUCCCACUCACCCCAUCUCUAAGACCACAGGUCAGUUCCAUCAACCCUACUGUUACUCGCUCCCUCCUUUACAGCGUCCUGCGAGAUGCUCCAUCUGAACGCGGCCAGCAAAGUCGUGAUGCUCAGUUAUCAGACUACCCAUCAUUGGACUAUCAAGGACUUUACGUGACAUUGGUGACUCUGCUGGAUCUAGUUCCUUUGCUACAGCAUGGUCAGCAUGAUCUUGGACAGUCAAUUUUUUACACAACCACAUGUUUGCUUCCUUUUCUGAAUGAUGACAUCCUGAGUACUUUGCCUUAUACAAUGAUUUCAACAUUAGCUACCUUCCCACCAUUUCUGCACAAGGAUAUCAUAGAGUAUCUCAGUACAUCUUUUCUGCCUAUGGCUAUAUUGGGAUCUUCAAAGAGAGAAGGUGUGCCUGCACACGUCAAUCUAUCUGCAUCUUCAAUGCUAAUGAUUGCAAUGCAGUACACAUCAAAUCCUGUGUAUCAUUGUCAAUUACUGGAAUGCCUCAUGAAAUAUAAACAAGAAGUAUGGAAAGACUUGCUGUAUGUAAUAGCUUAUGGUCCUUCUCAAGUAAAACCUCCGGCAGUACAAAUGUUAUUCCACUACUGGCCCAAUUUAAAACCGCCUGGGGCAAUAAGUGAGUACAGAGGAUUGCAGUACACAGCCUGGAAUCCCAUCCAUUGUCAGCACAUUGAAUGCCAUAAUGCAAUUAACAAACCAGCGGUGAAGAUGUGUAUAGAACCUUCCUUGUCUGUGGCUUUGGGAGAUAAGCCACCCCCACUUUACCUGUGUGAAGAAUGCAGCCAGAGGAUUGCAGGGGACCACAGUGAAUGGUUGGUUGAUGUCCUUCUGCCACAAGCUGAAAUUUCUGCUAUAUGUCAAAAGAAGAACUGUAGCUCACAUGUCAGAAGGGCCGUCGUCACCUGCUUCUCAGCAGGCUGCUGUGGCCGCCAUGGUAACAGGCCAGUGCGCUACUGCAAAAGAUGCCAUUCGAACCAUCACAGCAGUGAAGUUGGGGCAGCAGCAGAGACCCACCUCUACCAGACGUCUCCUCCCCCAAUCAAUACACGAGAGUGUGGGGCUGAGGAACUAGUUUGUACAGUGGAAGCUGUGAUCAGCUUGCUGAAAGAGGCAGAGUUCCAUGCUGAGCAGAGGGAGUAUGAACUCAACCGUAGGAGGCAGAUGGGCCUCUCCUCCUCCCAUCAUUCUUUAGACAACACUGACUUUGAUAACAAAGAUGAUGAUAAGCAUGACCAGCGCCUCUUGAGCCAGUUUGGAAUCUGGUUCUUGGUGAGCCUUUGUACUCCCAGUGAAAAUACUCCCACAGAGAGCUUAGCUCGACUGGUUAGUAUGGUCUUCCAGUGGUUUCAUUCCACAGCUUAUAUGAUGGAUGAUGAAGUUGGUAGCUUGGUGGAAAAACUCAAACCUCAGUUUGUCACCAAAUGGCUGAAGACAGUUUGUGAUGUUCGAUUUGAUGUCAUGGUUAUGUGCCUACUUCCUAAACCAAUGGAGUUUGCCAGGGUUGGUGGCUAUUGGGACAAAUCCUGUAGCACUGUGACACAAUUAAAGGAAGGUCUGAAUCGCAUCCUCUGCCUGAUUCCAUACAAUAUAAUAAACCAGCCAGUGUGGGAAUGUAUUAUGCCAGAAUGGCUUGAAGCCAUUAGAACAGAAGUGCCUGAUAAUCAACUGAAAGAGUUCAGGGAAGUAUUAAGCAAAAUGUUUGAUAUUGAGCUUUGCCCACUCCCUUUUUCAAUGGAGGAGAUGUUUGGAUUCAUUAGUUGUCGAUUCACGGGAUAUCCUUCCUCCGUGCAAGAGCAAGCUUUGCUCUGGUUGCAUGUGUUAUCUGAGUUAGACAUUGUGGUUCCUCUUCAGCUACUGAUCAGUAUGUUUUCCGAUGGAGUUAAUUCUGUCAAAGAAUUAGCAAAUCAAAGAAAAUCAAGAGUCAGUGAACUGGCAGGGAAUCUUGGAGCGCGAAGGGUGAGUGUUGCCUCCGAUCCUGGGCGCAGGGUUCAGCACAGUAUGCUGAGUCCUUUCCCAAGUCCUUUCCAGAGCCCAUUUCGCAGCCCUAUGCGCAGUCCUUUCCGCAGCCCUUUCAAGAACUUUGGACACCCUGGAGGGAGGACAAUAGACUUUGACUGUGAUGAUGAUGAAAUGAAUCUGAAUUGCUUCAUACUGAUGUUUGAUCUCAUCCUGAAACAGAUGGAACUCCAAGAUGAUGGCAUCACCUUGGGUUUGGAGAACAGUCUCUCGAAGGAUAUAAUUUCCAUCAUAAACAAUGUGUUUCAGGCACCGUGGGGUGGCUCUCAUACCUGCCAGAAAGAUGAAAAAGUAGUGGAAUGUAACCUGUGCCAGUCUAGCAUUCUCUGUUACCAGUUGGCUUGUGAGCUGCUAGAGCGACUUGCUCCAAAAGAAGAAAUCAGGCUAGUGGAGCCCACAGACAACCUUGAGGAUAGUCUUCUGUAUACUAGACCUGAGUUUAUCAUAGGAACUGAAGGUGAAGAGGAAGAUAAAUCUGCAACAAAACAUGGAGAAAACCCAGGAAAUCAUACAGAGACAACAGAAAAUGCAGCAGCAAUAAAAAAUGACACUGAAAGAAAAUUCUGUUACCAGCAACUUCCAGUUACCUUGAAGCUCAUAUACACUAUAUUGCAGGAAAUGGCUAGAUUUGAAGAGCCAGACAUUCUUUUUAACAUGCUGAACUGUCUGAAGAUUCUCUGUCUUCAUGGGGAGUGUUUGUACAUUGCAAGAAAGGACCAUCCACAGUUCUUAGCUUACAUUCAAGAUCAUAUGUUGAUUGCAAGUUUAUGGAGAGUAGUGAAGUCGGAUUUCUCUCAGCUUUCUUCAUUAGCUGUCCCACUCCUUCUACAUGCCCUGUCACUUCCUCAUGGAGCUGAUAUUUUCUGGACAAUCAUAAACAACAAUUUUAAUAGCAAAGAUUGGAAGAUAAGGUUUGAAGCAGUAGAGAAAGUGGCUGUAUUGUGCAGGUUUCUGGAUAUUCACUCAGUGACAAAAAAUCACCUGCUGAAAUAUUCUUUGGCUCAUGCAUUCUGCUGCUUUUUGACUGCCGUGGAAGAUGUCAACCCAGCAGUGGCUACUAGAGCUGGGCUAUUACUUGACACCAUAAAGAGGCCAGCUUUGCAGGGCUUGUGCCUUUGUCUUGAUUUCCAGUUUGAUACAGUUGUCAAAGACAGACCCACAAUUCUCAGCAAGCUUUUGCUCCUUCAUUUUCUCAAGCAAGACAUUCCGGCUUUAAGCUGGGAGUUCUUCGUGAAUCGCUUUGAGACACUCUCUCUAGAAGCACAGCUUCACCUGGACUGCAACAAAGAAUUCCCUUUUCCAACAACUAUCACUGCUGUCCGGACAAAUGUCGCCAACCUCAGUGAUACAGCUAUGUGGAAAAUCAAGAGGGCUCGUUUUGCACGUAAUCGUCAGAAGAGCGUGCGUUCCCUGAGGGACAGUGUGAAGGGACCUGGGGAAUCAAAGAGAGCACUCUCCCUUCCAGAAACCUUAACCACCAAAAUCCCUGCGAGGUUGACGAGGCAUGAGCAGUCUGCUCCAGCACUUGGUGGAACACCAGAACAAACGCCAGGGCAACCAUCUCCAGAGAAUGACAAUAUAAUAAAGGAUCUUCUUCCAGAGGAUGCAGGGAUUGAUCAUCAGACGGUCCACCAGCUGAUUACUGUGCUAAUGAAGUUUAUGGCCAAAGAUGAGAGUAGUGCUGAGUCAGAUAUCAGCAGUGCCAAAGCCUUCAACACAGUGAAGCGCCAUCUGUAUGUCUUGCUCGGCUACGAUCAACAAGAAGGAUGUUUCAUGAUUGCACCUCAGAAAAUGCGUAUUUCAACUUGUUUUAAUGCAUUUAUUGCUGGAAUAGCACAAGUGAUGGACUAUAACAUUAACCUGGGAAAACAUCUCCUUCCAUUAGUGGUUCAGGUGCUGAAGUAUUGCACUUGUCCUCAACUCAGACAUUACUUCCAGCAGCCUCCCCGCUGCUCCCUCUGGUCUGUCAAACCGCACAUUCGGCAGAUGUGGUUAAAGGCAUUGCUUGUCAUUCUUUACAAGUAUCCCUACAGAGACUGUGAUAUCAGCAAGGUUGUGCUGCAUCUGAUCCACAUUACAGUCAACACACUGAAUGCCCAGUACCACAGCUGCAAACCGCAUGCCACUGCCGGUCCUUUGUACAGUGACAACAGUAAUAUAAGCCGAUACAGUGAAAAAGAAAAAGCAGAGGAGGAUAGUGUCUUUGAUGAAUCUGAUAUUCAUGAUACCCCAACUGGACCCUGCAAUAAAGAAUCUCAAACGUUCUUUGCAAGACUGAAAAGAAUUGGUGGCAGCAAAAUGGUGAAAUAUCAACCAGUUGAGAUGAAUGCCCAGAGAAGUGAAAUAGAACUGGCUGAAUAUAGAGAAACGGGGGCAUUACAAGACAGCAUUCUACAUUGUGUGAGAGAAGAAAGCAUUCAGAAAAAAAAACUGCGCUCUCUAAAACAAAAAUCUCUUGAUAUAGGGAAUGCAGACUCCCUGUUGUUUACAUUAGAUGAACAUCGUAGGAAGUCCUGCAUAGACCGAUGUGACUUAGAUAAACCACCUGCCUCUGCUGCUUACACCACGCAUAGACAAAAUGAUUAUGGACGGCCUAGACAGAAUUCUUCUACCAGGACUGAAUAUACAGAGACACAAGAGAAUCCAUCUGUCAUGGAAAGCUUCCAGGAAAUGAGGAGACCUGUAAUACCAGAAGUUAGGCUAAAUUGCAUGGAAACAUAUGAAGUAAAAGUGGAUUCUCCAGUGAAACUUCCUGUUCCUAAAGAGGAUUUAGAUCUGAUAGAUUUGUCCUCUGACUCAACAUCAGGGCCUGACAAGCAUUCAAUCCUUUCCACUUCAGACAGUGACUCUCUAGUCUUUGAACCUCUUCCUCCGUUGAGAAUAGUGGAGAGUGAUGAUGAAGAAGAAGAAACAACAAACCAAUUAAAUGAUGAUGUCUCUGGCAAAACUGCUGUGUCGUCUCCCUCAUCUCCCAUCAGUGCCUCUGCACUCAGCCUCAGUGCAGCCUGCCUCGUGCAAUUCAGCAUUGAGGAUUGCUCCAAAGACUUUACAUCUAAGGAUGCGAACAAUAAUGGUUCAUUAGGAAAAAAGGAAAUCCCCUCCACAGCUCCCAAAGAUCAAAAAGACUGUGAAGAGUUAGCUAAGCCAGAGGAGCUUCAAGAUGUAUCCUGCGGGAGCCCACUAACACUUAAGCAAAAGCGAGACCUAUUGCAAAAAUCAUUUGCACUUCCUGAGAUGUCCCUUGAUGAUAACUCUGAGCUUAGUGUGGAAGAAAUUAAAUAUACUGGACCAGUUCCAAGUUCAAAUAUAAAAACUGUCCUUAUUAAGGUUCCUGAAGACUCUGAAAACCAAACAGAAACUGAUAAGCUCGAUGCCUACACAGAAUCUGAUACGGAACAAAAUACUGAACUGAAACAGGAGGAAGAAGCUGAGGAGUCAGAAUUUAAGAUUCAGAUUGUUCCCAGGCAGAGAAAACAGAGAAAGAUAGCUGUGAGUGCUAUACAGAGGGAAUACCUUGACAUUUCCUUCAAUGUUCUAGACAAGUUGGGAGAACAGAAAGAGACAGACGCCACUGCUAAAGGACUUUCAACUCUGGAAAUGCCAAGAGAAUCAUCUUCCGCUCCUACACUUGAAGCAGGUGUGCCAGAGACAAGUAGUCACUCUUCCAUAUCCACUCAGUUCAGACAGAUGAAAAGGGGCUCCUUGGGAGCUCUGACAAUGAAUCAGCUAAUGAAGAGACAGCUGGAACACCAAUCUAGUGCACCCCAUAAUAUCAGCACUUGGGAUACUGAACAGAUACAGCAUGGGAAGCGGCCGUGCAAUGUCUCAGUUUGUCUAAACCCUGACCUGGAGGGACCACCACUCAGAAUAAGAGGUGCCACCAAAUCCAGCUUGCUAUCAGCACCCAGUAUAGUCAGUAUGUUUGUACCAGCACCAGAAGAAUUUACCGAUGAUCAACCUACUAUGAUGACUGACAAAUGCCAUGAUUGUGGGGCUGUCCUCGAAGAGUAUGAUGAAGAAACACUGGGUCUGGCCAUAGUUGUUCUCUCCACAUUUAUUCACCUUAGCCCAGAUUUGGCCGCUCCGUUAUUGCUGGACAUCAUGCAGUCUGUGGGAAGGUUGGCAUCAAGUACCUGUUUUUCUAAUCAAGCAGAAAGCAUGAUGAUCCCUGGUAAUGCUGCCGGUGUGGCUAAGCAAUUCCUCCGUUGCAUUUUCCAUCAGCUGGCUCCCAAUGGUAUAUUUCCACAGCUCUUCCAGAGCAAUAUCAAAGAUGGAAGUUUUUUACGGACCCUGGCUACAUCUCUUAUGGACUUCAGUGAGCUGAGCUCCAUAGCUGCACUGAGCCAACUACUAGAGGGAUUAAACAACAAAAAAAACUUGCCAGCUGGGGGCGCAAUGCUACGUUGUUUGGAAAACAUUGCUACAUUUAUGGAAGCUUUGCCAAUGGAUUCUCCUAGUAACCUCUGGACCACUAUUAGUAACCAGUUUCAGACUUUCUUUACCAAACUGCCUUUUGUUUUGCCACUUAAGUGUUCUUUAGACUCCAGUUUAAGAAUAAUGAUUUGCCUGUUGAAGAUAUCUACCACUAGUGCCACCAGGAGUCUUCUUGAGCCAUUUUCAAAAUUACUAAGCUUUGUCAUUCAGAAUGCUGUCUUCACGCUGGCCUACCUGGUGGAACUGUGUGGCUUAUGCUACCGAGCCUUCACUAAGGAAAGAGAUAAGUUCUACUUGUCUCGUAGUGUCAUCUUAGAGUUACUGCAAGCACUGAAGCUAAAGUCACCCUUACCAGAUACAAACCUGCUGCUGUUGGUACAGUUUGUUUGUGCAGAUGCUGGAACAAAACUAGCUGAGUCAACAAUCUUGCAUAAACAGAUGAUUUCAUCUAUGCCUGGAUGUGGAACAGCAGCAAUGGAGUGCAUGAGACAGUACGUGAAUGAAGUGCUGGAUUUUAUUGCUGAUAUGCAUACCUUAACCAAAUUAAAGAGUCACAUGAAGACAUGUUCCCAGCCACUGCAUGAAGACACAUUUGGCGGCCAUCUCAAAGUUGGUUUAGCUCAGAUUGCAGCUAUGGAAAUUACACGUGGAAAUCACAGAGAUAAUAAAGCUGUGAUCCGUUACUUGCCAUGGCUAUACCAUCCUCCUUCUGCAAUGCAACAGGGGCCCAAAGAAUUUAUCGAAUGUGUAUCUCAUAUUCGUUUACUCUCCUGGCUCCUUCUGGGGUCUCUGACACACAAUGUCGUCUGUCCGAAUUCUCCAUCAUCUUGUAUGCCAAUUCCUCUGGAUGCUGGGUCCCACAUUGCAGACCACCUUAUUGUUAUCCUGAUUGGAUUUCCAGAACAAUCAAAGACAUCAGUGCUGCACAUGUGUUCCCUCUUCCAUGCAUUUAUAUUUGCUCAGCUCUGGACAGUGUAUUGUGAACAAACAGCUGUAGCCCCUACGGUCCAAAAUCAAAAUGAGUUUAGCUUUACAGCCAUCCUCACAGCUCUGGAGUUCUGGAGCCGAGUGACACCUAGUAUCCUACAGCUUAUGGCACAUAACAAAGUGAUGGUGGAAAUGGUGUGCCUGCAUGUGAUUAGUUUAAUGGAGGCUUUACAAGAAUGCAAUUCCACUAUCUUUGUCAAACUAAUACCCAUGUGGCUGCCAAUGAUACAGUCAAACCUAAAGCAUUUAUCUGCUGGACUCCAACUACGCCUUCAAGCCAUUCAGAAUAACGUGAACCACCAGAGCCUAAGGAGAUUACAGGGUUCAGGACAAAUGAACAACAGCUCAUCCGUACUCCGCAAAUGGCUCCAAUGUACCCAGUUUAAAAUGGCUCAGGUGGAAAUUCAGUCAUCUGAAGCUGCAUCUCAGUUUUAUCCUCUAUAAAUUAUUAUAAAUUUUUACUUUUGGUCUAGCAAUAAUAGGUUAAAGCUAUAAGAGAACAGCUGAUUUUUGUAUAUAUUAGUACUAUAAUCUAUGCUUUUUUAGCUUAGGACAAUUGUGAAAACGUUUGGGCGGGGCAAAGCUAAGAGCUUGAUCCUGCCAAUCCGUAAUCACACAUGUAAAUUACUGCUCACAUGAGCAGGCCCAGUUAUGUAAUUGAGAUUGCUCUCAAGAAUGUUUGCAUGGCUGGGCUCCAUCUUUCAUGAUAAACAUAUCUCUCAUCAUUGAACCUGAUUCUGAAAUGGUUCUUUAUAUUAUUUUUGAAACAAAACAAAUCACUUUUCUUUAAUUAUAUUUUUUUUAAACUAGUGCAUAUUCACCAGUGCGUGAAAGUGCUGUUGGAUGAUAACACACAAACACAAAAAAAGUGGUGGUGGUGAUUUGGGUUCCUUGCUAGAGCUUUUUCUUUAAACUCACAGUUGGCAAUGCAAUAAAACUUGUCACUGUAAAACAGUGAUGUUAAAUGAGGUUUUUUUGUCAGUAUGUUCUGGAAAAACAGCCGUAUUUGAAGAGCAUUAUUAUAAAGCACACUUAGAAAAGAGGUUGUUAAACUGUGCCAGUUCGUUUGUCUUUUUGUUUAAUGUUUACCACAUCUAUCAAGAAUGGCUUUAUUUUUGGGGAGAAAAAAGCCUUUUCACUUCAUUGAUUUAGUGCUGUAUUUUCCUGUAAGCUUCAUGGGAACCACUUUAGUUUUUUGAAUAUUGUAUUUUAGUCUUUUGUCAAUAUUUGUAUAAGCCCAAGUAAAAAUGUACAGCCCAAUUCUGCUCUCUCUCAUGUCUAAGGAAGUUUUACCGUUAAGAGUUCAUUAGGAGCAGGUUUGGUCCUGAACUUUUGCAUAACGAUGAUAACAAAUUAUAGCUAUGGCAUAAUGUUGCAUAGAAAGUUUGUUGAAUAUCAAAUGAAUUUUAACAAGAUUAAGGGACUGAUUCUCAAAGCCUAUUGAAGUCAAUGGAAAGACUUUCAUUGACUUCAAUGGGUUUUGGUGAAUUCCUAAAAAGACCAGGAUUUAUCACUUCAUGUAACUAAUAUUUAACACUGUUGAUUCAUAAAUGAUCUCUCAUAUUUAUUACUGUAAUGCACUGACUAGAAGAAUAAAUAUACAUUUAAGCUGUAUAUUAAAAUCCUAUUAAAAACAUACCCUUUACUACUACUCUCU